Molecule: messenger RNA, 1073 nt
Organism: Umbelopsis ramanniana AG
Lineage: Eukaryota; Fungi; Mucoromycota; Umbelopsidomycetes; Umbelopsidales; Umbelopsidaceae
Exons: 5
Coding region: 336-971 (211 amino acids)
Cellular component (GO): proteasome core complex
Molecular function (GO): threonine-type endopeptidase activity
Source: RefSeq, a predicted model, not a curated record
GCUAGGGAUUUUUUUUCUAAUAAGCGGGCUCAUAGGUUGCUAAAAUCGCUAAUGAAGCGAGUUUGUUGCGGGAAUUAUCUCAAUUGAAAGUGUAAAAAAAGACUACCUAAAGAACCUCACGUAAAAUUAAAAUUAUAAAAGGGCAAUCUGUUGUUGCAGUUUAUUCCAUCAAAAAGAUGUGAUGAAAAGACCAUGAGCGGACUUACAAAUGAAUGAGAAGCAAAGGUGUAGACGUCAUCGAAAUUGCCGCGUACGCACGCGUGCAGUGACCGACAAUUAACCAGACAAGCACGACCACAGACUUGCUACCUAUCCACACCCAACGAUUUCACAACAUGAGUCUUAAACCAGGAGAAGUUAAUUUGGGAACAUCCAUCAUGGCGGUUGCAUUCAACGGUGGAGUUAUAGUUGGCGCUGAUUCUCGCACAACCACCGGCUCGUACAUUGCAAACCGAGUCACCGACAAAUUAACAAAAGUGCACGAUCUGAUUUAUUGCUGUCGGUCCGGAUCAGCAGCAGAUACUCAAGCCGUUGCUGAUAUCGUCCAGUAUUACUUACAAAUGUACAGCGUACAACAAGAUGAACCACCGACGGUACAUGUUGCUGCUACGUUGUUCCAAGAGAUGUGCUACCAGAACAAGGACCAAUUGUCCGCUGGUAUCAUUGUUGCAGGCUGGGAUAAGAAGAAGGGAGGAACGGUUUACAAUAUACCAUUGGGUGGUGCACUCAUUCAACAGCCAUUUGCCAUUGGCGGUUCAGGUUCAACAUACAUCUACGGUUACUGUGAUUCUCAAUACAAGGAUAACAUGACUCGGGAGGAGUGCAUUGAGUUUGUUAAGAACUCGCUUGCACUUGCUAUGUCUCGCGACGGUUCUUCGGGUGGUGUUAUUCGUAUGGCUGUUAUCACCGAGAAAGGUGUAGAAAGGCUCUUUGUGCCUGGUGAUAAACUUCCCGUUCACUGGCAAGGCUAAAUAUGUGCACAAUUCCUUGUACUUGAAAACCGUUCUUGUUAGCGAUAUAUAAAUAAAAACCUGACCCAAAAAACACACAAUGCCAUUACAAAACAACAAUAA